This is a messenger RNA of Olea europaea var. sylvestris, 1119 nucleotides long. RefSeq names its product 3beta-hydroxysteroid-dehydrogenase/decarboxylase-like. NCBI's taxonomy places the organism in Eukaryota, Viridiplantae, Streptophyta, Magnoliopsida, Lamiales, Oleaceae. The transcript has 5 exons. The record is from RefSeq and is a predicted model, not a curated record. Bases 174 to 617 code for a protein of 147 amino acids.
AUUUAUGUAAAAAGAAUAACAAGCUAGAAUGGUGUGGUCUGUUUGGAUGUGAUGGAGUGAGUGAAAAGAAAAUGCAUUAGGAAAGGAAUUCUACAAAAGGUGGAAGCAUAUAUUGGAAUGGUUUGAAAGCUCUACUAUGGGAAGGAGCUUUGUGGUGGAGAUGAAAUGGAAAUAUGACAGUUGCUGAUGUGCUUCUUUGGAGGAAUAAAAAGCAAACACUAACAGUACUGUUGAUCUUGGCUGCAUUUCUCUUCAUUUUUAUUGCAACUGGAUAUACCAUUAUAACUGCACUUUCCAAGCUUCUGCUGGCAGCAUCAAUUUUCCUUUUCAUCCAUGCUAAGUUACCAGAGAAAAUAUUGGGAUAUAAAAUUGAAAAAAUUCAGGAGUCAAAAUUUCACAUUUCAGAAGAUAAGUCUCACCAAGUUGCCAUGUCAGUAGCGUCAGGGUGGAACUCUGCAAUGGUUUGUUUAAAAUCUCUUUGCAAAGGAAGUGAAUUGAUACUUUUUCUGAGGAUGGUUCUCUCUCUAUUGGCUCUCAGUAUACUUGGAGCUGCUUCUUUUUGCAAUAUGUUCAUUAUAGGAGUUUCCCAGUGCCUUCCUUGCUUUUGUCGUGUAUGAGAAAAAGGAAGAAGAGAUGGAUGAAUUGAUCCUUAAGAUUAUCUCACUUGGCUGCAAAUCGAAGUCUUGUAAUUCUGGAAAAACUUCCGACUCAAAAAAACUGCAAUAAUUGUUAAAUUAACACGGGGAGCUGUUCCUAUUCAUCACUCGCUUGGAGCUCCUUUGUCGCUUUCAGAUUCUUCCUACUGUUGGCAUUGAAUGCUUCGCAUUUUCUUCUGGACAUGAAAGAAACGUGCUGGACGAUCGCUACAUUUUCUACCUCGUGUGCACAUCUCUGCCAAGAUGAACGCUGUGUAUUGUGAUCAAUGCCUGCCUUUAUCAUGAAUAUGCCUUUAUUUUUGUAGCGUUUCAGAGAGUUGACAUUGAUUUGUUAGUUCUCACUUGAUGUUUCAAUUUAUUGUGAAGGUCUUUGAUAAAAUUCCUUGUCUUUUAGUUCUGUGUGCCACAAUCCGACCUUCAUGGUUUCAGGGAUUUAUAGCGUAUACGCUUGUGUUUUGCAUUA